CACAAGUCAAACUGUCCGACGUCCAGCCAUGCAGGGACUGUAACGCAUUUCGGAUUGCGGGUCUGGAUAAUUCCUUUUUUUUAGCGCUCCUGUGCCAUGGCUCCGUUUGGAAAAAACUUCCUGAAAGCUCGACUGAAAAACAGGACCAAAGAUGCUGAGACCAUACCAGGAAAAGAGAUUCAGGUUACUGUCUGCAAUGAGGAGAAGGUUGUCUGCGGAGUAACGAAGCACACAACAUGUGCAGAUAUGAUUCAGGCGUUAUUGGAGGAUCACAAGUCAAUCCCAGAGAGCCAGCGGCUCCUGCAUGGAGAACCCAAAGACUUCUGUCUUGUUGAGAGGUGGAAGGGUUUUGAAAGAGCCUUGCCUCCUCUCACCAGAAUCUUGAGGCUCUGGUACGCUUGGGGUGACCAGAGACCCUGCAUCCAAUUCAUUCUAGUGAAAACCAGCGAUUUUGUGCCUCAGCCUGCUAAGAAGGGUGGAAAGUCCAAGGGCACCAAGCCUAAGCGAUGGGAGCAUGGUCGCAGUCAGUAUCCCCAGUCCCUUCCAGUGGAGAAACAAAAACGCAUUGUGAAGAAAGCUUUCCGAAAACUGGAGAAACUUCACAAGGAGAGCAAGAGCUCCCCUGGCACUGAGGAGAUCGAUCGUAUGGUGCAGAUGAUUCUGGACCAGGACCACACAAUUCGGGAACAGAUUCAGCGAAUGAGGGAUCUGGAUUUUGAGAUUGAGCAUUUUGAGGAUCAAAUGCAGAGAGAAGCUGAAGAGUCUGAGAGUUCACUGGCUCAAGCUUGUGGGCUGAGUCUGGAAGUGGACGAUGUGGAGCAGCUGCAGGAGUACCUGUUCACCAGCGAUGGAGUUGAACAGCUGGAGCUGCAGGUUCAGAGGCAUCAGGAGCUCAUCCUGCAGCUAUCUCUGGAUAUUGACACUGAGCUGAGGAGGGCAGAAGAGGACAGUGAACAGGAAGGAGCUGUGGCUGCUUCCUGGAUCCCGUCUGAAACAGAUGAUUUAUUCUACACUGCCGAACUCGAGAGGAUGCAGACAGAACUGCAACAUAGCCUCUUAACCGGCGUAUCCCUUCACAACCAAGCUGUAGAAAUAGACAAGCAGCUACAGUACUAUGACGCUACGCUGGUCUCCAAGGACCAGGAAUGCUGGCAGCUAGCUGCUCAUCUCAAUUCACUGCAAAUCGGUGACAGCACAGAGGAGAAGUCAAGUCCUGUCCCUCUUAAAAGUGAGACUCAAUGCAGCGUCUCACAGACAGUGAAACUCAAACACAGCCUGUCCCCUCUAGACAUUACAGACACAGACUCAGACACUGGGAUUAGCUCCACACACAGCCAGGACUCGCUGUCACCCUGUCUCGACUUCCCUCCCCCACUGGACACAGACGUUUGAACAACCUAGUUGACCCUGCAAUUUAAUCUUCUAUAGGCACUA
Scomber japonicus (chub mackerel) is the source of this 1434-nucleotide messenger RNA. It is a transcript of the gene rassf9, whose product is annotated as Ras association domain family member 9. Gene Ontology annotation, biological process: signal transduction. The coding region runs from base 97 to 1392 and encodes 431 amino acids. Lineage: Eukaryota; Metazoa; Chordata; Actinopteri; Scombriformes; Scombridae. The transcript is spliced from 2 exons. The record is from RefSeq and is a predicted model, not a curated record.